AGCUAUUCCACUACGUUGGAAUAUGGGAAGUCAGUAAUUCGGAGGGGUUCCUAUUUAAAUUGUCGGAUGGAAUGUAAAAUAUUGUAGAUUAAUGUUUGCAGCCCUGCCUGCCUCCCUCCCUCACAACCACCGAUGAACUGGGACACACAGCUGAGGUCCAUCCUCUCCACCACUGACGGCAAUCUGGCUCAAAUCCGGGAGAGAUUGAAUACGGCAGGAAGCUUCUUGAGAGGUUAUUUAUUUGGAUACUUGCCCCACGCUCUUCACAUGCUAGUACUGGAUGAGUUGGGUGACUCGCUGGACCUGAAGAGCUUACUGUAUCAGGAGCCCUCCCCCUCCCGCUCGUACCUGGAGCCCCUGCCCCCCAGGAUGGACAGGGGGGAUCUCGCAGGGGUACACACGAAGCUGGAGUCCCAGUCACGGGUGAUAGAGUCCCUCACUCGGGCGGUUCUGAGGCUGGAGAAGGACCGGGAGCUGCAGCAACACCGCAUACAGACACUAGAGGAGGAGGUGCGCAGGUUGCGGUCCCAUGGGGAGGAGGAGAGGCGGAGGAGCCCAGAGCGGGGGCUGGAGGGGAGAGUGGAGGAGUGGAAGAGGGAGGUGACCACUGAGCUGUACAGCCUGAGAGGUCAGCUACAGAGAGAGGCAGAGAGAGCCGGCAGCCAGGGGCAGCAAAAGAUACAGGACAGCAAGAAGCUGCUGCGUGAGGAGUGCGAGAUGCUGAGGAGAGAGGUUGAUCACAUUAAACUGCAGCUGAGGAGGCAGGAGGAUGAGCUUUUGAACAAGGGUUCUGAAACCAGGGAGAUGAAACGAUCGCUGGAGAGGAACAGCAAGACCCUGGAAGGGCUGACAGACGGGCACCGGUCUCACUCUGUAGACCUGAGUAAAGUGCUCUCUAAUCACCACUACACUGAGCAGGAGUUCAAACACAUCAGAUCGUCAGUCAUGGAUCUGAAGGAAGAAGUGAGAAGCCUGAAGCGGAGUGUUGGCAGACUGGAUCAGAGCAGCACGCUGACAGCGAGGACGGGACUCUGUAGCAGCCGUGUUCAGGGCAGCCACAGGACCAGACGAGCAGGGGAGCCCCAUCCUGAGCCGCUAGACCAGGACUCUGACCUGGAGCUCAGCCCCAGCCCCAGCCUGGGGGACAUCAGCUCUGACGACCUGUCCUCCCUCCCGGACCUGCACAGCCGAACACGCUGCACAGCAGAGUCCAAGUAUGCCACCGGACUAAGCUCUGAGCUGGAAGGAAGUGACAGCAGUGAAACGGGAAGUGACCUGAGAGAUGACGGUGAUGUUGCCAGCUUUGCUGCUAAUCUGGACGAGUUAUCAGACAGCCCCUGUGAACUUAACCUCAGUGACCUUUAGCCUCUCAUUGACAUGACUUGAGUCUCAGAGGACAAUGUGGAGUGGCUUCACGACCGUGCAGCAGGACUGUUCCAGCUGGAAGGAUCUGUUUAUUCUGACUGGGGGUGUGUGUGUAAAUGCUUGUGGGGGAGGAGGUCCAGCCACCGGGCCUCAUGACUGCUCCUGCGUCCUGUUGCUGUGCUCACAGAGAGCCGAGGGUUGGGGGUGGCACAGCCUUAUUUUGGGGUAUUUUCACAGCAAAACACACACACUGAGUCACUUCAGAAACAGUCCCUGGAAUAGAUAGUCUGUUGUGUUCGUUGUCAUGUGGCUUUUUAUUUGACCUGCUGGCAUGUUCUGUUCUGUUUUGGUUUUCUUCCUGCAAGCGGGGACCCAUUGAAAAACUAAAAUAAAAACAGAAGCACA
Messenger RNA from Polyodon spathula (Mississippi paddlefish), 1770 nucleotides. Its product is annotated as sarcolemmal membrane-associated protein-like. The coding region runs from base 133 to 1365 and encodes 410 amino acids. Lineage: Eukaryota; Metazoa; Chordata; Actinopteri; Acipenseriformes; Polyodontidae. The transcript has 12 exons. The record is from RefSeq and is a predicted model, not a curated record.